This is a messenger RNA of Saccostrea cuccullata (small rock oyster), 413 nucleotides long. RefSeq names its product perlucin-like. The record is from RefSeq and is a predicted model, not a curated record. Gene Ontology annotation, molecular function: signaling receptor activity. Lineage: Eukaryota; Metazoa; Mollusca; Bivalvia; Ostreida; Ostreidae. The annotation marks the transcript as partial. The transcript has 3 exons.
AAGUCGGCUCCGCCUUCGCGGCCUGUCCAAAUCACUGGAUGCGAUAUUCAAACAACUGUUAUCUGUUUGUUACUCGCUACCCUAUGGAAUGGAUUGAUGCAAUGACCUUUUGCAAGGCAUACGGAGCAAUUCUGGCAGAACCAAAAACGUAUUAUGUAAACGACUUUCUAAGACAUGAAGCUAGACGCCUUAGAGGAUAUUUUUGGCUUGGAGGUUCUGACAUCUUUAUCGAAAGAACAUGGAUGUGGAUGGGCAGCAACACCAGGAUUAAAUUUUCUGCUUGGGGGCCUGGAGAACCCAAUAAUAGUGGUGGUAGUGAACAUUGUAUGCUUGUAGCGGAAAAUGUAAAUUAUCUGUGGAAUGAUGGGCAUUGUCAAAGUAGAUUAAAAUUUAUUUGUGAAAAACCUGCGUAA